This is a messenger RNA of Neofelis nebulosa (Clouded leopard), 6323 nucleotides long. RefSeq names its product SLAM family member 9-like. The record is from RefSeq and is a predicted model, not a curated record. Lineage: Eukaryota; Metazoa; Chordata; Mammalia; Carnivora; Felidae. The transcript has 7 exons. Bases 2252 to 3277 code for a protein of 341 amino acids.
UAUCUAGACCAGCCAGCUUGUCCUAGACAGUUAGCUCCGCCCUUGGGGUGGGAAGAGCCUAAGAGUGUUCUGAGCAGAAGCUCGCCUCUUCUCUUGCCUCUGCCUUCUGGAUGUUUCCUCCACAGCCAACUCGGCCCAGACCAAGCCUGGAGGAGGCAGCCUGUGAUGGGAGCCCACUCAGAAGACCCCCACCUGUGCUGGGCCUCCCGGCUCCUGGGGUUCAGCAGCCUCGUCCUCACAGGGUCUUCUAGACCAUGUGUGAAGGCCAGCAGCCCCAUCCCGGGUGUUUGCAAACUCUGUGUGCACGGCAGGCUCAGGACACGAGCCACAGCGGUGAACCGAUAAGAAGCCGCUAACCCAUGGCCCGGCUAGAGCCGUGCAGGCCUGCCUGUGGUCAGCACAAAAUGCCACCUCCUUUCUCUCCGCUUCCCUAGUGCUGAGCCCCUCUCACCAACGCUGGGGGCACGAGACAGUCAUUGUUGGCUCAGAAUUGCUGGCGAACAGCCCUCGGGAAGGUACCACAGUGGAGGCUGAAUAGCAGUCCCUCCCGGAGCCCAGUGCACCGUCCCCACCCCCACCCCGGUUGCAACAAGGGCUGUUUCUCUGAAUUUCAUGGAAGUUGCAGCCAACUUUGCCUAUUUCCACAUCAGCUCAGCCCUGACCGUUUAGCUGGGGAGCUGCCUUUGGGUCUCCCCGGACACUUCAUUGGGCCCAUUCAUUCCUGAGGGAGCCAGCAAGUGCUCACAGCCCAGUCAGAGAAGGACUGGAAGGAUCGAGGGCGCACUGUCCCGGCCAUCAGGAAACUCAAAGUGCAAUUACCAACAUAUGCUACGUGCGCUCGGGUUGAUGGUGUUUGCGGCUGCCUGAACAAACAUACACGCCCUGGGCAUCUGACUCCUGGAGGAGCCUGAGGGGGGGACCCACACCUACCUUCUGCCUCGGCCAACUGCACCAUCCAUAGGCUAGCUGUGAUGAACACACAAUAUGUUAGAGCCACGAGGAAGCCCAGUGGAGAGAAAUGGGGAGAUGCCCACACCAUGUGGAGCCACAGUAUCCGGCCCUCCCUCGUCUCUAGGACGCUGCCCCCCCCUGCACAGGUGUGCUCAGUUUCUCGGUGCUGUGGACUUGACAGGGACCAUGGAAACCAGCUGCCGUGGACAUGGCUCUGAGAGCUCCAUGGCUCUGAGCGGAGGCCCGGCGGGACUUUGGCUCCCGUGGCCGCCUGUGGGGCGGCACCAUGGGUGUCUGUCUCCCGGGAGCCCAUCUCUGAUCCUGGGAGGAGACCCCGAGAGGGCAGCUGGUGGGGAGCACAGGGCUCCAUCCGGGACCUGGGAAGUUCGGGGCGGACCCCAGUUGUGCUUGCCAGGAGCAAACAUCGUCCUGAUGGGAACAGCUCACACCUAAGGGAAAGCUCUCGCGAUCUGAGACCCUGGCAACGGUUCCCUGAGGGGAGCGCGGUCAUUGUCUCCUCGUCAGAGACUCAAGGAGAAGGCAGGGAGGUUACAUGACUGCCUGAGGCCACAGGCUGCAGACAGCGGAGGACUCCCGCCUCCCGGACCCUCCCCCGUCCUCACCGCCCUGCUGCAAGGGACCUCCUGGUCUGAGACCCAAGCACAGUCCCUUCCGGUCACAUUCACACACCAACACUGCAAAAGUUCUAGGAGGAAUCUAGACCGGGUUCACAGCACACUUUUGCUGGGGGGCCGAUGUUUUUCUGCAAGACGUAAAACCAAUAAGCCUUACAAGUAACGGGUACAUCCAGCUUCUUGAGGCUGAGAGCAGGGCCAGAGUCCACAGACAGAGGCGAUGUGCAUGUUGGAAAAGAAUUACGUUAUCUGUGUUAGAAAACAGGCUGAUUCUCUUACGACAGGUGCGGCGGCUCCUCUAAAGUAAUGGGACACAACAUGCCAAGGACACAAGCAGAUCCAAACCGCAAUGGGACACAGCAGCUGGCACGUGGGGACAGGGACCUGCCGUCCGGGCCGGGCAGCGUCAGGCGGGAUGCAGCCGCCUGCUGUCGGAAUGAGGGAGUUAGUGAGGGCAUCAUUGCAUAGAAGGAUCUGGAAUCUUCUACAAGCAAUACUGGCCUGAGCCCUUCUCUGGGUUCUCUGCUUCCUGGGAGAGCCAGGAACGAUGUGAACACAGUGAGGGUGCAGGCCCCGCGUGAGGACAGCUCACGGACCUGGAGAGGUGUCUGGGGCCCUGGCAGGCAGCGGUCCCCCAGGCGGUCCUGCCCUGCUGCAGGGGACACAUGGGCUUCCUUUCAGGACAAGGCGCCUUCAGCACUGUGGUCAACGGUUCUGGAACUCAUGGGUCUCAAGUGGAGGAUUCUGGAAACCCGGUUUCUCUGACGGGAACUCAAGGAGGUUCUGUGUCAUUUCAUGUGACCCGAAGUCCAGAAUCACUUCCAGGAGUCACGCUGGAGAAGAUUUCUUGGGGCAUUAAAUCUGGAAGAAACUACACGAUCAUGCUGCACGUGUCUCCUGGGGAAGAUGUUCCAAAAUGGGUCAACUUCCAGGACAAGCUCGAGAAGAGGGUCCAUGUGCUCAACACCACGACCCUGAGGAUUGACAACCUGACCCUUGAGGACAGUGGGCAGUACUGGGCUCGAGUCUCCUUAACACAAGGAAGAGAAAUGAACUGGCAUUUCCACCUCACUGUCUACGAGCUCGUGCCCUGCCCCCAGAUCAUGAGCGAGACUCCAUCCAUCACACCAGACUGGUGCAAUGUCACCCUGGAGUGCCACGCCCCGGGAACCAGAGAGGACGUGAAUGUGUCCUGGGAGAGCAAGGGCCUCCCCAGGGAGCUGGAGCAGAGAGGGGUCCCAGGACCGGCCCCCAACCCCUGGACCCUGGCUCUGAAGCUGCCCCUGAGCCAGCCCAGCCCCAGCAUCACCUGUGUGGUCAGCAACCCAGGGGACCGGAAAACUGCCACCAAGGACCUUGGGAAAGUCUGUGCCCACGGUCCACAUGGGCCGGACGGGUCUGCCCACCUGCCAGCUAUCCUGGGGGCUCUUGUGGUCGUGCUGCUGAUCCUCGGAGCUGGACUGUACCUUCUGUGCUCACGUAGGAGGAAGCAGAGCUUGGAGCCUGGGAGAGGGUCCCAGGAAGAGCACAGGGACCAUGAUGAUGACGUCCAGUAUGCACAGCUGAGCCAGCAGAAUUCCAGGGAGAGCAAGGACCAGCGUUCGGGGGAACCACAUCUCGAACAGGAGACACCGCUCACGACAGUCUACAGUGAGGUCCGCCACCCAGGCCAGGGCUUGAGGGUGAUUUAACUGGAAGAAGCCCGGAAUCCAGCCUCCCCCCCCUCCCCUCCCCCCCCCCCACACCUCUGUUGUGCGCGUGAUGCCUGCGGCCCUGGUCCUGCCCCCUCCCCCUCUGACUGCUCUCAGCAGGGACCGGAUUCAUCCAACCCCAGUGAAUCUCUAUGCGGACACGUUGUGCACAAGUUGAGCGGAAGACACCCAUCGCGGCAGAUCGAGGGGGACCUUCGUCGUUAAACGAGUCCAAAGCUGUGGUCCGGUUCCGCUCAGCCUCAGCCCCUUUGGCAACCGUAAACGGAGCCCACUCUCCCCACGUCUGUGCCCCGUCCGUCGUCCUGUCCGGACCCUCGGCCUCUGGGACCCAUCGACACGAAGUCUCACCUUCCAGCCUCGACCGGUUCACCACCAGCUGGCUCAGUCUGUGCUUGAGAGCUGUGUAAAAGAAUACAGAGUCGCACUAGCCAGGGCUUGCUGAGUCCUGGCCCCGUGACGGGCACUGAUCUCGUCACCCUCCUCGUUCGUCACUCACUGGGCCCUCGCAGACACUGUGUGAGCUGGGUGUCCUUGUGCCCACUCUGCAGACGAGGAGCAGGAGGCCAGAAAGGCUGAGUCUCAAGGCCGCACAGCUGGGGGAGCCCGAGCCGCACCGCAGCCAGGGCCUGGGUCCCAGCCGUCGUCUGGUUUCCCGCGUCCUGGGAAACGUCCUCCCUUGUGGCCGGUCGUGCUGGCGCCUGGCAGGGUUUCUCAGGAAAAAGCAGAAGGUGAUAAGUGAGUUGUCGUUCUGCCAGCUAACUUUUUCCUGACCGCUUACUGACCUCUGCCUCCCUCUCUCUCCUGUCCCCACGGGGGACAUUGAGCUCCUCGUGUCUAAGAAGGACCUUUCCCUACACGUGAGGCCCCGUCUGAGGCCCCCCUUCUCUGGUCCGUCCCCCUGACCCUGCUGGCUCCCUCCCUGCAGCCUGCACCCCGGCUGGGGCUCCGCCUACUGAACGGCUGAUCCCGCACCUGGGCCCCACCUCACGGGGACCCCUAGAGCCCCCAGCGGUGACCCCCACACGUCAGCUGCCACCUCCACCCACAGCAGGUGCCCCUUCUCAGGAAAUGGGCCACACCCUGGACUCCUUCCUUCCUGCUCAGGGGCCCAGAUCCGGUGCCUCUGAAGCCCCAGGCCGGUGCCAAGCGCCUCGGGUGCAACAAGUUUAUUUUGUUGUCGCAUUUGCAAAAGGAAAGCCAGAGACGCUGAAGCCUUAGCGGUUUCUGCCACUCACUCAAGAGGAAACAGAACCAGACCCUGGGUUGGCACACGUGCUUCCCGCCUGUUGGGGCUGUGGGUUCGGCUCCCCCUCUUCACCCCUGCGCUGUGUCCUCCCCGCCCUCUCUCCCUGCCCUCACGGCCCAGCUUCCCUUCUUGUAAUCCAGGGGCCGGGCAAGACAGAGCAGGAGCUCGGCCCCCACAGGAGGGAAAGUGUUUUCAGGCCAUGAAUGUGCGUGUUCCGUUCGGAGGAGAGGCUGGUCGCCUACCUGAGCCUCAGGUCACCUCUUGGACUCACAAACUCUCUCCUUCCAUCUCUACCUCUUCCCCCCAUGCAUACAGAGUGGCCUGCUAUUUGCGGGAAUUAGUAAUCCAAGCAGGACAGAAGUGGGUCUCAAAUGUCCCUGCCUGUCCGCCUCCCCAGCUCAGCCUGAGGCUCCACCGGAAGCAGGUGGAUCCCCCGAGAUCAGAGGAAAGCAGACGAGCUAAUCGCCCCUAAAACCUCAGCUUCUGCAAGGGAGCACGCACACACCAGCCUCCAGCCAAGCAGCGGCGCGUGCCUCAGAACUAAGGCUUCCAGAAACAUCCAGAUUGCAACUGAAAGGACGAUUCUAAGUAUCUGAGAACGGUAUCCGCAUCCGGAGAGGGGGCAGAGCCGGGCUGUGUCUGAACCUUGCAGUAAAUGUUGUGAAACAAGCCUCUUCCCCGACCCCGCCCCGGGGUCCUGAAACCUCACCCCUGCUGGUGGGCAGGGAGCAGGUAAAAGCAUCUCCUGGACGCUGGGCUGCAUGAACUAUAGCAGGUGGUUGGUAUGAUUAACCUCACUGCACACAGUCAGUGAGAGAGGAGCCCCGACCUGAAGUCUGAAAUGAUUCUUAUUUUCAGUGUAGACCAGAGAGUCAGGGACAUGAGGUACACAGGACCAGGGUACCACCCCAAUCCUGAUGGGGCUCCCUGGCACCGGGGACCAUCCACCCUUAAUCCCCUUGUGCUCGACCACAUGGCCCCACCUGCCCCCGCACACCUGCUCAGGGCCUCCGUGACGGCCCCCGGCCUGCAGCACAAACUGUUACAUGUCUGUUCGAUCCUGCUGCUACCACGGCCCGUCAGUCCCCUCCCCAUUGGCCUCUAUCCUGCCCUCUUGGCAAACUCGCUUACGAGUCUGGGGAAUUUUCUGUAGAUUCCUGGGAUUUUCGGCGUAGACAAACAUAAGUAACGUCUGUGAUCAAGACAGCUUUUCUUUUCCCCUUUCCAAUCUAUAUCUUACUUCAUUUCUUUUUCUUGCCUUAGUGCAUCUGAUGAGACUUUCCCUAGAUGCUGCAGAGGAGCGGUGACCACAAGCACCGUUGGCUCGUUCCCAACAUUAAGAGAAAGCGUCCAGUUUUCCGCCUUCCACAGUGACGUUCGCUGUCGGCUUUUCUGUCAAUAUGUUUUAUUACAUCACUCGGUUUCAUUUUCUCUACCUUCGUUUUUCUUAUUUCCUCUCUUCCACUUGCUUUGCAUUUGUUUCGCUCGUAUUUGUAUAGAUUUGUAAGAUAAAUGCUUAAAUUAUAAAUUUGGAGCAUUUCUCCUUUGGUAAACUAUGCUUUGAAUCAUGUUCAUUUCCUCAUAAGCACCUUGUUCGCGUCUUUUCCCACGUUUUGAUGUCUUGUACGUUCAUUUCCGCUCACUUCAAAUGUUGAGAUAUUUCCCUUCAGGCGCCCUCUUUGACAUUUGCGCUGUGGAGACUUGUUUCGUUUCCUCCGUAAGUGUUUGGAAAUUUCCCGUCAUCUUUCUGUUAUUAAACUCUACCCGAGGUCUGUCACA